This is a messenger RNA of Salvia hispanica, 696 nucleotides long. Its product is annotated as major pollen allergen Pla l 1-like. The record is from RefSeq and is a predicted model, not a curated record. Lineage: Eukaryota; Viridiplantae; Streptophyta; Magnoliopsida; Lamiales; Lamiaceae.
AACACACCCUAAAAUGGCAAGUUCUAUAAAAUUCGCAGUUCUGUUAGCCGGCGCCCUACUUCUAUCGCUGGCUGACGUUGCCAAAGCCCAAGACGCGCUGUUCGUGGUCGAGGGCGAGGUCUAUUGUGAAGUUUGCCGCAUCAAUUUCAUCAACAAGCUUAGUGUACCUAUGGCAGGUGCGACCGUGCGCCUAGAGUGCCGAGGUGAAGAAAUCACAAACAUAACAUACAAACUUGAGAACACGACCGACUCAGGCGGGCACUACCAGCUAAAUGUGGUCGGGGACCAUGGCACAGAGGAGUGCGGUGUGACACUAGUGAAGAGCAGUCAGACCGACUGUGACAUCCUGCCUAACGAAGGUUGGGCCAUCGAGCCAACGUCAAAGAUCACGCUGACCAAAAAUAGUGGCUUCCAUGACAAAGUGCGCCAUGCGAACCCACUAGGGUUCACCAAGAAGGAGCGGGACGCUGGCUGCGCCGCGCUCUUCAAAGAGCUCGAGAUUAACCCGGAUGAAAUGAGUGUUUGAUUGCUUAAAUGUUUUAUUUAAUUUAUUUGAUUUUAGAAAUAGGUUUCUAAUUAUUUGGAGUAUGAUUCAAUAUAUUGAGCAAGAUAUUUGUGUAGAAUGGUGUACGUACUUGUUUAAAUCGUUCUCUUGUUUCCGUUGGGAGAUAAUAAAAAGUCUAAUGAAUUCCGGGA